GAUAAGGAGUGGGCGGUCUACGUUGAGGAGAUCGUGGAGGGCAAGCUCGAGCUGGUUGCCAAGGGCCCGGCGUGCAAGGAGUGCCAGAAGCUCCACGCCGCGUUCCCGUUGCAGGGCGCGACGUUCCACAAUUUCGUGCAGAUGUACAAGGAGUCGGCGCUGCUGAAGAAGCGCGUCGAGAAGGCCAGAGGCGUGCUCCAGAAGGGUGAGGAUCUGGAGGUGGCGAUCCCAGGGGCCGUCAACUCCUCCACCACUUCUGGGCAGACUAUGGAGGCGGUGUUCUUGGUGUUCAGCACAACGGAGUUUCUGCAGCACUUCCAGGUGGAGGCUGCCGACGUCGGCCUCAAGGCCGUCCCGGUCGUGAAUGAGGAGAACGAGCAGGAAGAUGUGAUCUUGCUCAGGGACGACUCGGCGCCUCGCCGGCUACGCGUGUUCACCGCAACUUGCACCAAACACGAGCAGGACAUGCUCGGCCAGGUUAUUCGCAAGGACCAGGACAAGGACGUUCACAAAUGGUUGCUCGCUCUUGACACUGGUGGGCGAGACAGGUGCCUUCGCCCCGAGGGGCGCAUGCAGGUCAAGACGAUGAGCUUCGUGGACCGCGAGUGCAAGGCUGUAGUGGCCAAGCGGACAGCUGACGGCGUCAUCGACAGCGUGCGGGAGCACAAGGGCAUUGGCAAGGCUGCCGACGGCGAGGAAGAGGCCGGCGG
Messenger RNA from Prorocentrum cordatum, 710 nucleotides. The record is from the annotation of a GenBank genome assembly. Lineage: Eukaryota; Dinophyceae; Prorocentrales; Prorocentraceae.